Molecule: messenger RNA, 2086 nt
Organism: Neurospora tetrasperma FGSC 2508
Lineage: Eukaryota; Fungi; Ascomycota; Sordariomycetes; Sordariales; Sordariaceae
Exons: 4
Coding region: 32-2086 (684 amino acids)
Molecular function (GO): N,N-dimethylaniline monooxygenase activity; NADP binding; flavin adenine dinucleotide binding
Source: RefSeq, a predicted model, not a curated record
UCUCGGACCGUCCAGUUGGAGACGUGGCUUCAUGGCGGCUUCAAAGAAAGUUUGCAUUGUUGGUGCUGGCCCGUCUGGUUUAGUUGCAGCCAAGUCACUCCUCCAUGACCAGCCCAAGGGGACCUUCGAUGUCACCAUCUUCGAAGCGCAGAACCGUGUGGGCGGUCUUUGGCCGUCGAGGAAGGACGACAACGCCGGUUUGGUUCACCCGCUCAUGGUAGCUAACCAGAGCAAACAUAUCGUCCAGUUCAGCGACCUGGCAUGGCCCGAUGACGCCCCCGAAUUUCCCAGAGCUUGGCACAUUGGGCGCUAUCUUGAGGCAUACCAUGAUCGAUACUGCCGGGACGCCAAAAUCCACCUUGGCCAGCGCGUCGUUCACUCUGAACUGCUUCAACCAUCUGACCAAAGUGUCGAGGGAGCCAAGUGGAAGGUCCGGACAUGUUCUCAAGAUGGCCAACAGCUCGACCAUACGUUCGACUACCUACUCGUCGCAUCUGGUUUCUUCGGCAAACCGGUGAUACCUCCACCAGUGGCCGCUAGUGGUGAUAUACCGGUGGUCCAUAGCAGUCAGUACCGGACUCUCACCGCCUUACUCGAGCAGACAAAAGGUGUCGGGCGCAAGAUCGUGGUGGUUGGAGGCCAAAUGUCGGGUGUCGAGAUAGCCGGUACUAUCGCAACCCACCUCUCCUCGGCAAUGCAUGCGCCUGGCUCGAGCCCGCUUCAGCACUUGGACGAGUACUCGAUUCACCAUAUUUCCCAGAGGCCUCCCGCUCUGGCCAUUACAAACACCGACACGGACCAGCCCCCUUACCUGGCCGUUAGUGACACUUAUGCAGACUUUGUCCGCAGCGGGCUCAUCUCGGUGUCACGUGGAAAACUAGACUCGCUGACCGCCGAUACUGUCACCGUCACAACAGCUCGGGGAGAGGUAAGCAAAAUCGACAAUGUUGCGGCAGUAGUGCUCGCAACUGGCUUCGAGGCAGCAUCGUCCAUCUCUUUCCUGCCGUCCUCUGUUCAAGAGAUCUUGUCGGUGGUGCCCUCUGACCUGAACACUACUGUUGCCUUGGCCUUUCACGGUACCCAUCAUCCGGCAAUUCCCUCCUUGGGGUUUGUGGGUUUCUACCGAUCACCCUAUUGGGGUGUCAUGGAGAUGCAAGCCCGCUUUGUCACAGCUUUGUGGGCGGCCGGAGGACCUACUUCUUCGUCACUUCCUCCCAGAUUGGCUGCAGCUCUUGCUGAAGAUGAUUCCAUUGAGCGGACGUUGGCUCUGCGAACUGAUCCUCGAGUUUCUCAGUUCCCCAUGGGCGAUUACCCAUGGCUCAUGCAAGAGUUUUCGAAGGCUCUCGAAAUUGACCGCAUACCACCGUUGGGGGAAAUGCCUAGAGUUCCACCAGCUGACCAGAGCAUGAACAUCCUGACACCAGCACGCUAUCCCGCAAAGCGAACAAGUGAGGCACAACGUACAGAAGCCACAAAGUCUAUUCAGCAGACUGAGAGCACAACAUGGUCUGGUGUUUCCUCGGCAAGGUUUGUUGCAAAAGCCAUCUUCCGUUCCCUUUUAGGGGAAUGGAAGCUUGAGAGGGAUCUUGUGAGUCGUCUUCCCACUCACCCGAGCGGGCAUUUCAGUGGUACCGCGAGGUUCCUGCUCAGGGAACGUACAAGAGACGGACGUGAAGCCGAGCACGAUGCUGCUUUGGAAAAAGAUGACGAUAUCGGGUUGGAAUAUCUCUACGUUGAGGAAGGAACGUUCACUGCCUCUAACGGCUUCUCUUUCCGUGCUACGAGGAGAUAUGUUUGGAGGUAUGAUGAAAAGAAAGACAAGCUGAGCGUCUGGUUCGUCAAGACGGACGAUCAAAAGAAGGCGGAUUAUCUGUUCCACCAAGUGGAGUUCGUCAUUCCGGACACAGGGACUGAGGAUGCACCCCAAGCAUGGCGAGCAAACGCUGGACAUCUAUGCAUCGACGACUUUUACGACGUCGACUACCGCUUCAACUUCAAGGCCGUCAAUCUCAAAGAUUGGUCUCUAGCCUACCAAGUCAAGGGGCCGAAGAAAGACUAUGUGAUUGAGGGGACCUACACACGGUGA